AUGAUGGCGGCAGCUCCCAUCCAGCAGAACGGGACCCAUACGGGGGUUCCCAUAGAUCUGGACCCGCCGGACUCGCGGAAAAGGCCGCUAGAAGCGCCCCCUGAAGCCGGCAGCACCAAGAGGACCAACACGGGCGAAGACGGCCAGUACUUUCUAAAGGUUCUCAUACCUAGUUAUGCUGCUGGAUCUAUAAUUGGGAAGGGAGGACAGACAAUUGUUCAGUUGCAAAAAGAAACUGGAGCCACUAUCAAGCUGUCGAAGUCCAAAGAUUUUUAUCCAGGUACUACUGAGAGGGUGUGCUUGAUCCAGGGAACAGUUGAAGCACUGAAUGCAGUUCAUGGAUUCAUUGCAGAAAAAAUCCGAGAAAUGCCCCAAAAUGUGGCCAAGACAGAACCAGUCAGCAUCCUACAACCUCAGACCACCGUUAACCCUGAUCGCAUCAAACAAACAUUGCCAUCUUCCCCAACUACCACCAAGUCCUCUCCAUCUGACCCCAUGACCACCUCCAGAGCUAACCAGGUAAAGAUUAUAGUUCCCAACAGCACAGCAGGUCUGAUAAUAGGGAAGGGAGGUGCUACUGUGAAGGCUAUAAUGGAGCAGUCAGGGGCUUGGGUGCAGCUUUCCCAGAAACCCGAUGGGAUCAACUUGCAAGAGAGGGUUGUCACUGUGAGUGGAGAACCUGAACAAAACCGAAAAGCUGUUGAACUUAUCAUCCAGAAGAUACAAGAGGAUCCACAGAGUGGCAGCUGUCUCAAUAUCAGUUAUGCCAAUGUGACAGGUCCAGUGGCAAAUUCCAAUCCGACCGGAUCUCCUUAUGCAAACACUGCUGAAGUGUUACCAACUGCCGCAGCAGCCGCAGGGCUAUUAGGACACGCUAACCUUGCCGGCGUUGCAGCCUUCCCAGCAGUUUUAUCUGGCUUCACAGGCAAUGACCUGGUGGCCAUCACCUCUGCACUUAAUACAUUAGCCAGCUAUGGAUAUAAUCUCAACACAUUAGGUUUAGGGCUCAGCCAAGCAGCAGCAACGGGGGCUUUGGCUGCAGCAGCUGCCAGUGCCAACCCAGCAGCAGCAGCAGCCAAUUUGUUGGCCACCUAUGCCAGUGAAGCCUCAGCCAGCGGCAGCACAGCUGGUGGAACGGCGGGGACAUUUGCAUUAGGUAGCCUGGCUGCUGCUACUGCUGCAACCAAUGGAUACUUUGGAGCUGCCUCGCCCCUAGCUGCCAGUGCCAUUCUAGGGACAGAGAAAUCCACAGAUGGCUCAAAGGAUGUAGUUGAAAUAGCAGUUCCAGAAAACUUAGUUGGUGCAAUACUUGGCAAAGGAGGGAAAACCUUAGUGGAAUACCAGGAGUUGACUGGUGCAAGGAUACAGAUCUCCAAGAAGGGAGAGUUCGUGCCUGGCACAAGGAAUCGGAAGGUAACCAUUACGGGAACACCAGCUGCAACACAGGCCGCUCAGUAUUUAAUUACACAGAGGAUCACAUAUGAGCAAGGAGUUCGGGCUGCCAAUCCUCAGAAAGUGGGUUGA
Messenger RNA from Arvicola amphibius (Eurasian water vole), 1524 nucleotides. RefSeq names its product NOVA alternative splicing regulator 1 (gene Nova1). Gene Ontology annotation, molecular function: mRNA binding. The coding region runs from base 1 to 1524 and encodes 507 amino acids. Gene Ontology annotation, cellular component: cytoplasm; nucleus. The record is from RefSeq and is a predicted model, not a curated record. Gene Ontology annotation, biological process: mRNA splicing, via spliceosome; regulation of alternative mRNA splicing, via spliceosome. The transcript is spliced from 5 exons. Lineage: Eukaryota; Metazoa; Chordata; Mammalia; Rodentia; Cricetidae.